ACGACUUCAUCGAAUAAUUUGUCGAGGGCCAUUUGGACGUCGUCGGCUAACUACGCAGUCGAAACGGGGUCAAGGAGGUCUCACGUCAGACUGUACGGAGUAAUCUUUUAAAAUUGACUCCUGAAGCCCUCAGGCCCGAAUCCAGAGCAACCAGGUCCUCCCUCCGUAUGGCGGCAUAUCUCUCCUACGCAGCAAUAGCACUGCUCCUCCUGGUGCUCUACCUCAGCCUCGACAUCAUGGGUAUCCUCAGCCGGCGCAACAAAUUCGACGUCGAUGGGCGCACCGUCCUCCUCACCGGCGGCUCCUACGGCAUGGGCCGCUCCCUCGCCGCCCUCCUCUCCUCACGCGGCGCCUCCCUCAUCCUCGUCGCGCGCGACCCCGCAAAACUCGCCUCGGCCGUCGAGCACGCAAAAUCGCACGCCAAACACCCCUCGACGCAGCGCUUCACCUACAUCUCGGCGGACGUGAGCUCCGAGGCCGAGAACGAGCGGCUCCUCAAGGAAGCCACGGCCUGGAACAAUGGCAAGACGCCCGAGGUCGUGUGGGCGCAUGCCGGGUCCGCGUCGCCGAUGCUGUUUGUCGAGAGCAGCAUCGAGACGCAAAGGAGGCAGAUGGAUUUGAAUUAUUGGGCCGCGUGCUACUUGGCGCAUAAGACGCUGAGGGCGUGGUUGUACCCGGAGACGCCUUACCCGGCCCAGACGAAGACGGAUGGGGAAAAGAAGGCUCAGCCGGAACCACCGCGCUACUUCAUCGUCACCUCCUCCGUCAUCGCCUUCGUCAACAUCGCGGGGUACGCGCCCUACGGCCCUGCGAAAACGGCCCUGCGCGCCCUGUGCGACGCGCUGAAUAUGGAGAUCCUGCUGUAUAAUGGUGCGAGGAGGUCGAAUAAGGACACGGGAACGUCGCCCGCGCCGUUCGAUAUCCACGUCCGCGCCAUCUUCCCGGGGACCAUCAAGUCGCCCGGUCUGGAGCAGGAGAAUAAGACGAAACAUGCUGUUACGCAUUUGCUCGAGGAGUCGGACCCGGCGCAGACGGAGAUGGAGGCGGCGGUGGCGGCGAUCAAGGGGUUGGAGAGGGGGGAUUUCAUGACGGCGACGAAUUGGCUCGGGGAGGUGUUGCGGAUCUCGAGUUUGGGCGGGAGUAAGAGGAAUGGUGUGGUGAGGGAUACGUUGGGCCAGUGGUUGACGAGUUUGGUGUGGUUGGUCGCGGGGCCGGAUAUGGAGGGCAAGGUUUGGGGGUGGGGGAAGAAGGAGGGGAUGCCGGAGUUCAGGCCGGAGGGGAGUCGGUGAUUCAUGGGUUGGUGGGGCUCGGCGUUCGAGGUGUGCGUUCCUGGUGAAAACGGUGUGAGGUUAGGAAAUAGAAGGGGCUAUAAGUAUAGGGGUGGAUUUCCAGGCGGAGAUAAUAUUAGGGGGACGCUGUUAGCGUGGAUUUCCAGGCGGACAUAAUAUUAGGGGGACGCUGUUCGCAUGGCUCUGUACAAUAUGUACGAUAUGUAUGAUACCAGCGAAGCCAUCAUGAUAGUCGGCACCUCCACAUCUCGAGGCGGAAGGCUUGCCCAUCCAUACACCGCGAAC
This is a messenger RNA of Westerdykella ornata, 1574 nucleotides long. Its product is annotated as NAD(P)-binding protein. Gene Ontology annotation, biological process: sphingolipid biosynthetic process. Gene Ontology annotation, cellular component: endoplasmic reticulum membrane. The record is from RefSeq and is a predicted model, not a curated record. The transcript has 2 exons. The coding region runs from base 168 to 1289 and encodes 373 amino acids. Gene Ontology annotation, molecular function: 3-dehydrosphinganine reductase activity. Lineage: Eukaryota; Fungi; Ascomycota; Dothideomycetes; Pleosporales; Sporormiaceae.